Neurospora tetraspora is the source of this 1266-nucleotide messenger RNA. RefSeq lists its product as uncharacterized. Bases 208 to 1056 code for a protein of 282 amino acids. Lineage: Eukaryota; Fungi; Ascomycota; Sordariomycetes; Sordariales; Sordariaceae. The transcript is spliced from 3 exons. The record is from RefSeq and is a predicted model, not a curated record.
ACGAAUUUGUUGUACCUUCCCAAACACGAAGCUUCUACGCCGGUUUUCUGUUUGACAGGUGAUCACUCUGUCCUACAGCGCUUCACACGCCGUCCAAAGACUUUAGUGACUUGCAGAGGACUCGGUUUUCAAAGGCCAGCGACGACACCCUCUCUCAAUUUUUUCUCUUGAUCCUCUUGACCUUCUCCGGAAACUUCAGCUCCAGCCAUGGCCAAUAUCAUUGACCUGGACGCCGAAGAGGCCCCAAAGCCCCGCAUCCUCGUCAUCUCCCUCGAAUAUCUGGAGUCCUUCGACGACAUCGUCAGCCAAUUCCUGACUCCCAUGCUCGAGCUGGCCAUUGUCCAGCGCGUCAAGAAGGCCGCCACCCUCACCCGUCUCCUCUCUAAGGAGGAUGCUGAGCCGUACUCCGCCCUCGUCCUGACCGACGCCGCGCUCACCCUUCCCGAGAACCUUCCUCUCUGGGAGCAAGUCCUCGCUUACCUGCGCCGCACCGGCGCUACCGCCGUGCUCACCGGCCAAGUUGCUAACUUUGCCAUCCCCGACGACCUGGACGAGUUCUUCCGUGUCUCUGGCCUCCCCGACUGGAAGGGCGGCAUGUACCAGCGCAACAUCGUCGUGAUGAACGAGAAGGCGGACGGCAUCCGCGACGCCACGCACUUCGACUAUCGCAACAAGAACGGCCUUAAGACUAUGUACAGCGUCAAGUCGCUGUGCCUUUCGGGGGUGAGGACCGAGCACAGGUGGUACGUCCCCGACGCCAACCUGGAUGACGGGGGCGGUAUCCUGAACCUGCCUGGGAUGCUUGCCAGAGGCCCCGAGGGUCGGGACCCGGAGCGGGUUCACCUGCAGACUGCGGUGGCAUACGGUCCCGUGGGCGAGAAGGGCAGAAUCGGCUGGGUGGGCGAUGUCAACAGUGAGGAGCCCUCAUGCAAGGUCAUUUUGGCCAUGUGCGGGCUUGAUCCGGCCAAGGCUAGUAUUGAGCCAUAUCAGUCCUCCACCUCUGGUUCCGCUGCAAUGCGGUGGGAUGCUGGACAAGGACGUUUCGUCAAGGUCUAGGGCUGAACGUUUUGUGAAGAGCCAGCCAGUUUGGCGUGCGGAGGUGUCUGAAGAGGGAUUCAGAAGUAGGAUCCGGGUAUUCAUGUUUUGCACGUUCACGGCCAAAUUCUGGUCAAUCCAUGCUGUAUGCAAGUUGUGCGAUCGAACGGUCACCAGCUAUUUCUCUAUGAGAAUGACUUCCGGUCCAAGGGUCACGCGUGCGGAGCUUGA